Messenger RNA from Zootoca vivipara (common lizard), 2201 nucleotides. RefSeq names its product tubulin beta-1 chain. Gene Ontology annotation, cellular component: microtubule. Lineage: Eukaryota; Metazoa; Chordata; Lepidosauria; Squamata; Lacertidae. The record is from RefSeq and is a predicted model, not a curated record. Gene Ontology annotation, biological process: microtubule-based process. Gene Ontology annotation, molecular function: structural constituent of cytoskeleton; GTPase activity; GTP binding.
CGGGGGGAGGGGGCGAGGCGCGCCCUUGUUUCUUGCUGCUGUUGUGGAGCGAGCAAGACGCAGAUUUCUCUUUCCUGAAAGUAGCAAGCCGGUGAUCGCCUGAAACAAAGUCGCAGCCAUGCGGGAGAUCGUGCACAUGCAAGCCGGCCAGUGCGGGAAUCAGAUUGGAGCCAAGUUCUGGGAGGUCAUCAGCGAUGAGCAUGGCAUUGACCCGACAGGCAGCUACCAUGGAGACAGCGACUUGCAGCUUGAGAGGAUCAACGUUUACUACAAUGAAGCUGCUGGCAACAAGUAUGUCCCCCGUGCCGUCCUUGUGGAUUUGGAGCCUGGCACAAUGGAUUCUGUCCGGUCUGGACCAUUCGGCCAGAUCUUUCGACCUGACAAUUUUGUCUUUGGCCAGAGCGGUGCUGGGAACAACUGGGCCAAGGGCCACUACACAGAGGGAGCUGAGCUGGUGGACUCUGUGCUGGAUGUGGUAAGGAAGGAAUCAGAGAGCUGUGACUGCUUGCAGGGCUUCCAGUUGACCCAUUCCCUGGGCGGUGGCACGGGCUCCGGGAUGGGAACACUCCUCAUCAGCAAGAUUCGGGAGGAGUAUCCAGACCGGAUCAUGAAUACGUUCAGCGUGAUGCCGUCCCCUAAGGUGUCGGACACGGUGGUGGAGCCCUACAAUGCCACACUGUCCGUCCACCAGCUAGUGGAGAACACGGAUGAAACCUUCUGUAUUGACAAUGAAGCCUUGUACGAUAUCUGCUUCCGCACACUCAAACUCACAACUCCGACGUACGGGGACCUCAACCACUUGGUGUCGGCCACCAUGAGCGGUGUCACCACCUGCCUGCGCUUCCCUGGCCAACUGAAUGCCGACCUCCGCAAGCUGGCGGUCAACAUGGUGCCAUUCCCUCGCCUGCACUUCUUCAUGCCGGGCUUUGCUCCCCUCACGAGCCGCGGAAGCCAGCAGUACCGGGCCGUGUCGGUGCCAGAGCUGACCCAGCAAUUGUUUGAUUCGAAGAACAUGAUGGCGGCCUGCGACCCGCGCCACGGGCGCUACCUGACGGUGGCGGCCAUUUUCCGGGGCAGAAUGUCCAUGAAGGAAGUGGACGAGCAGAUGCUCAACGUCCAGAACAAGAACUCCUCCUACUUCGUGGAGUGGAUCCCCAACAACGUCAAGACGGCCGUGUGCGACAUCCCUCCGCGAGGCCUCAAGAUGUCCGCCACCUUCAUUGGCAACAGCACGGCCAUCCAGGAGCUCUUCAAGAGGAUCUCCGAGCAGUUCACAGCCAUGUUCCGCCGCAAGGCCUUCCUGCACUGGUACACCGGAGAGGGCAUGGAUGAGAUGGAGUUCACCGAGGCCGAGAGCAACAUGAAUGACCUGGUCUCCGAAUACCAGCAAUACCAAGACGCCACAGCGGAUGAGCAGGGAGAGUUUGAAGAGGAAGGCGAGGAAGAUGAGGCUUAGGAUCGUGGGGGUUUCGUGUAGUAUUUUGGGGUACAGUCGGUUUAGCUCUUCUGAUGCAUGCUUUUUCAGUUCAACUUGGUGCUUUCACUGUUGAAUUCCCUCGUUGCCCAAACCAUUUGAAGGACGCUCUACAGAAUUCUAGAAGUGUAUGCUCAGCUAAUUUUGGAUAUUCCCUGCCUUCAAAAAAAUGUCAUUGUAUUGCCACAAUACACAGUAUAGAAAUUUGCAACCUGAAUUGUGUGUUAGAUGUUCGACUGUUUAAAUUUUAAUUGCAACAUUUGCUGCUGUUGCACUGCGUACCGCAAAGGGGUACUUAAAUCAUAACUGAAUCAUGGGAGAACUUUUUCUUUAGAGGGAGGACUUUGCCACUGAGUUGUACCGUUUAUCGUCGGUUCUGUAGUUAGAUUAUAAUGGGGUAUUAUUUCCGCAAUGAUGUAUGUCCCAUGUUCCCUAUAAAGGAAAACAAGCUGGCUUUUAAACCUUUCCAUUUUAAGAGAAUAAAAAGCUUGAUGAUGAGGGGGCAUGGAAGCAGCAAGUAGACUGCAAAUAGAGCAGUGAUCAAGUACGUUUUUUGUGGCAUUUUUGUGUAAACAUUAAGAAUUUGUCAUGAACGCAAACUGUUCCAUGGUUUUUGUGUGGUGUUAAAUAUUGAGGACUCUAUAAAGGCAUGUGUUCUGAAUAAUGACUCCGUUUUCUUCAAGACAGAUCAUAUUGUACAUCUAUUAAAACUAAUGUACUUCCCUAA